This is a messenger RNA of Drosophila novamexicana, 1034 nucleotides long. RefSeq lists its product as uncharacterized. NCBI's taxonomy places the organism in Eukaryota, Metazoa, Arthropoda, Insecta, Diptera, Drosophilidae. The transcript has 3 exons. Gene Ontology annotation, molecular function: protein binding. The coding region runs from base 57 to 1034 and encodes 325 amino acids. The record is from RefSeq and is a predicted model, not a curated record.
CCAGGGUCUGGUCUAUUUCCGACGGAGAAUAGGGCUUACAUCAUUGUUAGCUGGAGAUGCCAAAGUGGUUGCUGUGCGUGGCCUGCGUUCUUCUGGCCACGGUACUCGCACUGGACGAGGUGGACAAUAAUAGCCUUAAUGCCAACGAGACUGAAAGGUCGCCGGAUGCGGAAACGGACGCCAAAUUACCCAGCGAGGUGCAAAGGGCCGUGUGUACCGUCAAUGCUGGCGAGGUCAGAGCAUCCGCAGAAGCCGUCACCACCAAGACCUUGAAGGGAGUCUGCGGAUCGGAUGAAAUGAAUCUGGCUUUUCGCAAUCUGGAGGAGAAACUGUUUGGGGAAUUGCGUGAGAUCAAGGAGCUGCUGGCGAAGCUAAGCGAGCUGCGUGCACAACCAAGCAGCAACUCGAGUCCAUUGACGUCAGUUCCCUCAACGAAGCCAACUGCCAUAAAGAGAAUUAAGUUUGAGCAGAUCACCAUGAAGCCCAUCCCGGAGAAAAAGCAGCCGAUGCUUAAGCAAUUGGAAAACGCACCGGAGCGCGAGGAGGAGAUUGGCAGGUUUAACAAUACAAUGCUGGCGGAUCAGGAUUUUCAGUUGUUCACCUACUAUUGGAAGCUGGAGAACUUUACGGACCACAUUUCGAAUGCGUCGACUGCAACCGUCAAGAGUCCAAUGUUUAGCAUAAGAGGCGAGACACUUCAAUUGAAGUGCACAUUUCAGCAUUUGCACCGCGAUAUGAUAAAUUUGCAGCUGGCAUUGGCCUAUCCAGCGCAUGAUCCCGGCCAGGGUAAGGAAAACAACAUAAUGCUGGAUAUGGGCGGGCAAUGGAAGCAAUUGAAAUGGGCGGAUCGUGUCGCGUUUAAGCACAAAAUUUCACUAUUGGAUCAGAAUCAGAGCCAUAGACGCACACAGGACCUCAGCUCACAGGAGCUGACCAAGCUCGACAUGGGAUUUUCCAUACCGAAUAGCGCGAUUUUGGGCAGCAAUUAUGUAAGGCACAAUUCGCUUCUAAUACAAAUUAUUUUAUAUUUGUGA